AUGCGGCUCCAGCGGGGGGGGCCACCAGACCCCGUGGUCGUGGAGACUUGGGGGGCGGGGGCAGCGGCCCCCACCGCUAAGACGGCGGCGGUGGCGGCGAUGCAGACGGCGAGGAGGGACCCCAGAUGCCUGCCGCUGCUGCCGCUGCUGCCGCUGUGCAGGAGCGCGGAGACGACUCCCAUGGAGGUCAUGGUGCUGGUGGGGUUCACCCAGCCCCCGUCCAUCACGUGGCAAUCGCGCGAGGACUACGCCGUCGACCCACGUGACAACAUGGUGCUGCAGUGCGAAGCACGCGGCAACCCAGCGCCCACCUUCUGGUGGAGCAAGGACGGGGGCAGCUUUGACCCCGACAGUGACCCCCACGUGCGGCGCCGUGGGGAUGGCUCGGGGACCUUCACCGUCGACUUGGCGGCGGUGGCGGCGGCGGCGCGCUACCAGGGGGUCUACCGCUGCUGGGCGGGGAACCGGGCGGGCACGGCGCUCAGCAACAACAUCACCGUGAGGCUGGCGCGUGCCCCGCGGUGGCCUCGUGAGCAGCUGGCGCCCGUCAUGGCCGCCGUGGGCUCCCCGGCCGUGCUGCCCUGCCGCCCUCCUGCUGCCCACGGCUUCCCUCCUCCCACCGUCUUCUGGCUGGACAGCUCCGUGAAGAAAGUUCCGCUGGAUGCGCGAGUGACGCAGGGUCCAGAGGGUGACCUGCAUUUCGCCAACGUGCUCCGCGGCGACGGGGGUGACUACGUGUGCCACGCGCGCUACCCGCACACGGGCACCAUCCGCUACAAGCAGCCGCUACGGCUGGUCGUCACACGCAAGCGUCCGUCAAAGCGCCGGCCGGUGUUCGUGGAGCCUGCGGGGGAGACGAGUAGCAAGGUGGUGCUCACCGGGGAGACGCUGCUGCUGAUGUGCAUCACACAAGGGCUCCCCACGCCUAAGGUGAGCUGGAGCAAGUGGGGUGGGGCGGCGUCGUCGGAGGAAGCCGCCCCCCUCGCCGCCCCCUCCGGCACGACGUUGGCACAACGCUGGCACGACACCGGUACGACGCUGGUCAUCCACAACGCGGCGCUGUCCGACGGCGGCAGCUACCAGUGCCGCGCCGUCAACAGCGAGGGUGUGGCGCUGCACACCGUCACGGUCACCGUGGAAGCCAAGCCGCACUGGGCGGCUGCGCUGCCAGCGAGCUGCAGCGUCGCCCCGGGGGGCAGCGCCGAGCUCACGUGCAGAGCCAGCGGAGUCCCCGCACCGACCAUCCGCUGGCUCCUCAACGGCGUGCCCAUCCACGAAGCCCCCGAGGUGCCGGGCCGGUGGGUGGACGGCGACUCCCUGACGCUGACCCGGCUGCGGGAGGAAGACACCGGCGUGUACCAGUGCCAGGCCUCCAACCGCCACGGCACCAUCCUGGCCAACGCCUACGUCAACGUGCUGGCCGUGGCCCCACGGAUGCUGUCGCCGCCGGACAGGCUGUACACGGCCACAGAGGGACAGGCCGCGCACUUGGACUGUGCCGUGUUUGGGUUGCCGCGUCCCAACAUCCUGUGGUUCAAGGGCGACUACGCCGGACCCCUGGCGGGCGAGCGCCACCAAACCUUGGCCAACGGCACGCUGCUCAUCUGGAGCGUGUCGCCUGGCGACUCGGGCACGUACACGUGCUUUGCUGUCAACAAGCUGCACCACGAGCAACUGCGGGCGCGCCUCGACGUACAAGUCGCCAGCGGCAGCAGCAGCAGCAGCAGCUCGGAGCCGGGAGCCGUGCCACUGGACGGCACAGGCCGCUCCUCGUCAGAAGAGGAGUCGCUCGCCACGACGACUAAGAGCCCCUUCGUCAGCGCCGCGAUGGCCGUGGUGGCCGCGAUGGUGCCGCUGACCGUCGUGGUGUGCGCCGCGUGCCGGGGCAGGAGGCGGCAGCAGACACAGCGGCGCCUGCGAACCCUCCGGUGA
Lethenteron reissneri (Far Eastern brook lamprey) is the source of this 1932-nucleotide messenger RNA. Its product is annotated as neuronal cell adhesion molecule-like. Lineage: Eukaryota; Metazoa; Chordata; Hyperoartia; Petromyzontiformes; Petromyzontidae. Gene Ontology annotation, cellular component: neuron projection. The record is from RefSeq and is a predicted model, not a curated record.